AUGAGCCUUACGGUUGUUGACAAGACAUCUUGGAUCUUGGACGUUGAGAAACCUGCAAUUCGAAUGGCGAGCGAUUUCUGCCAUGCUUCAACUUCGAUCAGUUUCCAUUCUAUCAACGGAUCUAAGCCUCGGGUUCUAUGCAUCUUUGGUGGCUCAUCAUCUGGUAACGACCCGGCCCAUAUCGAAGCUGCCAAGUCACUUGGCAGAAUCUGUCAGGAACACAACAUCAAGAUUGUGUACGGAGGCGGCACAACUGGAGUGAUGGGCGCAAUCGCAAGCACUCUCGUUGACCUUUCUGGGCCUGAUGCUGUGCAUGGUAUCAUCCCCGAGGCACUACUCAAAUACGAAGCCAAAGAGUCGGGCAGACAUCCCAAGGAUCCUUCUUACGCCAGAUACGGUAAGCAAACCGUUGUUAAGGAUAUGCAUACUCGGAAGCGCUUGAUGAUCCAAGAGGUAAUCACUGGGGGCGAGGGAAGUGGUUUCGUUGGACUGAGUGGUGGCUAUGGCACUCUCGAAGAGCUCUUUGAGGUAGUCACCUGGCAUCAGCUAGGUAUCCAUGACCGUGGUGUCUGUCUACUAAAUACGGGCGGAUUCUUUGACGGGCUCGUCAAUUGGCUAGGCAACGUGGUUCAGGAGGGGUUCAUUGGCCCAGAAGAUGCUUCAAUUCUUAGCAUUGCUAGUACAGCCGAGGGGGUCGUCAGGUGCCUGGAUCAGACACCCGAGUUUUCUCGAAAGGGUGAACUAGAAUGGGUUUAG
Messenger RNA from Fusarium musae, 756 nucleotides. RefSeq names its product Bifunctional cytokinin biosynthesis protein (gene FCK1). Gene Ontology annotation, cellular component: cytosol. Gene Ontology annotation, molecular function: hydrolase activity, hydrolyzing N-glycosyl compounds. The record is from RefSeq and is a predicted model, not a curated record. The transcript has 2 exons. Lineage: Eukaryota; Fungi; Ascomycota; Sordariomycetes; Hypocreales; Nectriaceae. Gene Ontology annotation, biological process: cytokinin biosynthetic process. Bases 1 to 756 code for a protein of 251 amino acids.